AUGGCUAAUCCUCAGUCCAGUGUGAAGUGUUGCUACAGCUCGGCCAGCAUCAUUGCCAGGCGGAGGCGCUUCAACCAGCAGACCCAGGAGCUGUACGAGCUGCCCAUCGUGGUGUGGGACGGCGGGGAGCCCUCCCUGAGCGGCACCAGCACCCUGACCCUGAGGGUGUGCCCGUGCCAACGCCACGGCAAGGUCCGGAUGUGCCAAGGCGAGGCGUUCCUCUCCUCCGCGGGGCUCAGCACCGGAGCACUGAUCGCCAUCCUGCUGUGCAUCGUCAUCCUGCUGGCCAUUGUGGUUCUCUUCAUCACACUGAGGCGGAGCAAGAAGGAGCCGCUUAUAAUCUCUGAAGAGGACAUCCGAGAGAACGUAGUCACGUAUGACGAUGAGGGCGGAGGCGAGGAGGACACCGAGGCCUUCGACAUCAUCGCCCUUCGUAACCCCGCUGCCGCCGAGGAAUUCAAGUUCCGACGGGACAUUCGGCCGGAGAAAAGAAAACACUGCGCGCUCAACCGCAGCCACCGGGCCGUAGCAGUGGAGCUGGAUGAGUCGGAUGUGCACGAGUUUAUCAGGCAGAGACUGGUGGAGGCCGACAUGGACACCAGCGUGCCGCCUUACGACUCUCUCCAGACCUACGCUUACGAGGGCCAGGGCUCCCCCACGGGCUCCGUCAGCCCUUUAGACACUCCCGGAACACAAUCAGAGCAGGAUUAUAACUACCUAGACAACUGGGGGCCCCAGUUCCAGAAACUGGCAGAACUCUACGCAGAGGCAGAGUCAGAGUCAGAGGUGACCGCCUAGUCUGGGAUAUCCCUCCUGUUUGAAAUACGUUUUUCAAAAAGCGAACUAUACGAACAAACAGAUGCUUUCAAACUGUUCCGGUGGUUUACAACUGUUGAACUAAAAAGACUGCUCUAUUUUUUUUUUUCAUUUUGUCAAUUUGAGCCGUUCAUCUGGAAGUAUCGAAAUAGAUUUUGAGAGUGAAGAACAACAAUAUGGGGGGAGAAGGAUAUUUUCCUUGGUGUAUAUUUUUUAUUGCUCAAUAAAGUCCUGAAAUCCAUAUGA
Notothenia coriiceps (black rockcod) is the source of this 1062-nucleotide messenger RNA. Its product is annotated as cadherin-18-like. The record is from RefSeq and is a predicted model, not a curated record. Gene Ontology annotation, biological process: multicellular organism development; calcium-dependent cell-cell adhesion; cell-cell junction assembly. Gene Ontology annotation, molecular function: beta-catenin binding; calcium ion binding; cadherin binding. Gene Ontology annotation, cellular component: catenin complex; membrane; adherens junction. NCBI's taxonomy places the organism in Eukaryota, Metazoa, Chordata, Actinopteri, Perciformes, Nototheniidae. The transcript is spliced from 3 exons. Bases 1 to 798 code for a protein of 265 amino acids.